ACACGGCAGCAACAACCACAAAGUAACGGUCAUAACGUAACGUCUUUUUUUUAAGAUAAGACGACCUAAUGAAAAUAUUAAAUAAAAAUAUCAUUAAAUGCACAGAUUUCUUCCCUUGUGGAGCGUACCUAGACUCUUUCCUUUGAGGACCAAAUAGUUUAUAGGUGGCACCAUUGAGACACAGUUGACACAACUUCUGGGGCUUAACUAGUUUCGAGUUUCGUCUUCUCAAACCUGCUGAAAGUUUGCUCAUCAUCCUAGAGCCACCCUCGAAGAGGUAAUGUGAUUCAUCAAUUCGUUCCAUUUCACAAGUUCCGGGCUUUUUUCUUCGCCGAAUCGGUUUCCUCACUGGUUAAAUGUUAUAUCUCGUUUCUAUACAUAUAACUGGUUGGACCCUGUUUCUUGUUCCUCUGAUUUGGGUGCAGUUAUAAUAUGGUCAGGAAGAAGAUGGUUCCGAAGCCAAAGGUUGAUCGAAUUAGUAAGCUUCCUGUCCAUCUUAUACAGCUUAUUCUCACGUCAUUGCCCAUAAAAGAAGCUGGGAGAACAAGUGUACUGUCGAGAGAAUGGAGGCACCAUUGGAAAAGUAUCACCCACCUUGUGUUUGAUAAAGAUUUUGAUUCACCAGUUUAUAGUGAUUCUGAUGAUGAAGAAAUUAGUGCUAAUAAGCUAAUGUCCAGCAUCCAGAAAACUCUGCAGGUUCAUGAUGGGCCUAUAACAGAGUUUGUGCUUUCGAAUUAUCGGUUAACAACUACUGUCGAGAUCGACCCCUUGAUUUCACACCUUAUCGAGAAAGGGGUCUCGCGCCUUUCCCUUCUGUACUGUUGUCGCGAUGACAGUCUACAGUAUGAAGACGAGAUCGACCCUUCCCUUUUUCGUGCUGUUCAAGUGGACAGGCUCAAACUGCAGGGAUGUGAACUUGUCGAACCAUCUUGGUUUACGGGAUUUACCAGGCUGACCUCUCUUCACUUGGACAUCGUUGGUCUGCCCGAAGAUUUCUUCGAUAGUUUCCUUCUGAACUGUCCCCUGCUUGAGGAUUUGAGGGUUUUCUACUUUCGGGGUCUUAAUACAGUUGAAGUUGAGGCUCCACCGCGCCUCAAAGUGUGUGUCCUGAGGGCGGAUCUCGGUUUAGUUGAUAUUAGCUUCAGCUAUGCUCCACUUCUGUCUGUUGUCUCAAUUCAUGCGGAAGAGUGCGGGGACGAACCUGAAACAGAUAUGGUCUCUUUGUUUGCUUCUCUCCCGGCACUCCAAAGGUUUUACAUUAGCUUUGAGUGCCUUGAAUUACUUGCUGCAGGUUCUGUUCCCGACAGGCUUCCUGUUGCGCUUCACUGCUUAGAAGUUCUUGACAUUCGCAAAUGUGACGAUGAAGACAGUUCGCUUGAGCUGGAGGCUGUCCUUUGUCUCAUCAGAAGUUCCCCCAACUUGAAUAAACUUACAAUUAAGAUGGAAUUUGAUGGAGACUUGCGUUUUACGGGGGAUUUGAAGCUGUCGGAACGCGAACCAGAGGCACAUCCUGAAGAUGAAGAUAGCUUCUGUCAGCGUCUUGAAGAAGUCGACAUUCGGCUUAGUGGAUUCUCCCAGGUUGAGCUGGACCUGUUGAGGUUCGUGUUGGCCAACGCCCCGCUGCUGAGAAGGAUUGUCAUUCAGCCUAAGAGCAGAUUGAGGUGGGAAAAAUGCCUCAAGUUCCUGGGAGAGAUUAAAGAGUAUAAUUGUGCUUCAAAAAAUGUAGAGAUCAUAUAUGUGAACAAGUCUGAAGUGAUGUUCUUCAGUAUGAGACUGGCAAAUGUUUAACUAAUAUUAUUAAGGUCCUUGGAUCACGGGGGAGCCAUGCUUAGUU
Messenger RNA from Linum trigynum, 1834 nucleotides. NCBI's taxonomy places the organism in Eukaryota, Viridiplantae, Streptophyta, Magnoliopsida, Malpighiales, Linaceae. The record is from the annotation of a GenBank genome assembly.